Molecule: messenger RNA, 1123 nt
Organism: Malaya genurostris
Lineage: Eukaryota; Metazoa; Arthropoda; Insecta; Diptera; Culicidae
Product: ejaculatory bulb-specific protein 3-like
Exons: 2
Coding region: 167-547 (126 amino acids)
Source: RefSeq, a predicted model, not a curated record
UUAUAACUUUCUGCAUAUAUAUAAACUCGAGCUUGAUCGGGCGUUAAUCACAGUUUGUUGCUUGUUCGGUUUACACAGCACUUUAGUUCGAGGGUUCGAUUAAAGUUCUCUGGAUAGUAAAACGUUAACGCAGUUUCAAGUUCAUACAAAGCUUAACGAUUUCAUCAUGAAAUUUUUCUUCGCUAUCGUUCUCGUGGCAGUUUCUGCCGUGGCCGCCCAGGAGAAGUAUACCACCAAAUAUGACGGAAUCAACUUGGACGAGAUCCUGAAGUCGGACCGACUGUUCAAUAACUAUUUCAAGUGUCUGAUGGAUCAAGGCCGUUGCACACCGGACGGAAACGAAUUGAAGCGAGUGUUACCUGAUGCGUUGAAAACCGAUUGUUCCAAGUGUAGCUCGAAACAGAAGGAAGGUACAGAUAAGGUUCUCAGAUAUAUGAUUAAUAAUCGUCCCAAGCAGUGGAGCGCACUAAAAGCGAAGUACGAUCCCGAUGAUGCUUACACCAAUCGUUACCGUUCCGAAGCCAACAAAUCCAACAUCCAGCUGUAAGUUCCAGCACAACCCACGAAGUGAUACAGCGACGAGCGCCAGAAAUGCAUUCAAACGAGCGAAGCAACACUUUAAAGUCGCCUUGUUUUGUCACCAGCCUUGCUCUUUAGACUCUUGAAAUGAUCCUGCAAAAAUAUGACAAUACACACAAUUUCCCAAUCUUCUUUUAUCUGUGAUCGAUCCUUAAUUGUACGAAAGACGGUUCUUAGGUGGUGUUCGCUGCUGCCGGUUGUCAGACGAAGUAAACAAUAAAUAAUAAACAAUCGGCAAGGCAACGCCUACUUGACACAUGAAAUGGCAGGUCGCUUUCGAGCAACGGUGCCGGUUCGUGAGUUGUUCGAACUUUGCAACCCUGCCUAGAUUGUCAACUGUCAAUAAGUGACGAAAAACAGCAUGGUAGCAGCGGUACCGGCUCCCUAGAAUUGCGCAAGAAAUGAAACUCAUAAUAAUGGCUUUCCACUGGUGAAGUGUACGGUCUAGUGAAGAAGAUGCAUUUUACAAACUGGUCAGCCGAAUCUUGUCAUAGUUAACUAUUAUUUGUAUAAGAACAGGAAAAAUAAAGAUACUCUUGAAAAA